GUGGGUAGUCUCGAUUUUCUCAUUCUGUUCUUCAGUAGCAUACGUAUUCGCGCGUUGUUCAGUGAAGCCGGUGUUGUGCCUCUCCGACAAUCACAUCAAACGCGUCUUUCGCUGUGGGCCACGUCGUUAGCGCCAAGCGCGCCUCUUUCGACUUGCCGCGUUUAAAUAAAUAAACAAUUUUCCUUGAAUAUAUACAACAAUUAAUUUCAUCAUCAAUGACGAAUUUCCCAGUUCAUCCAAAAGUCAUUUGAACGGACGUAACAAAAUUGAAAGUGUCAUUAUUAUUUCAUCAUUGCAAACAAGUUGUGCGUAUAGUUGAUUGAUUGACUGUGGAUCUUCGUACGGGUGUUAGAGUAAACCAUUUGCGAAUGGGAUAUUUUUGGGCAGUGAUUUACGUAAGAGAUUUGUGACAUUCAACCAAAGUACCAAAAGUUAGAAUAAAAAACAUGCUGGCGAAAUUGUUUGAGAUACAUGGCAGCUUCUGCGCUGGUCAUCCCCUCGAAGUAAUUGUCACGACAUUUACACUGACAGCGUGUAUGGUGAAUUUCGAAACGGGGACUAAUGCAGCCAGGGAGGGAAGAUUGUCUGGAGCCUCUUCGCAUUGUUGGAAUGGCAGAUGUAGCAGUGAUGAUCAAAAUGCUGUUGAUGUUAUUGUCAUGACUAUCAUAAGAUGUCUAGCAGUUCUCUUCAGUUAUCAUCAGUUCCGAAAUCUACAAAAACUCGGUUCUAAAUAUAUUUUAGGUAUCGCUGGACUGUUUACGGUUUUCUCCAGCAUUGUGUUCACGACGAGUGUCGUUAACUUUGGUCGCAGUGACAUGGCAGAUCUCAAGAACGCCCUCUUUUUUUUCCUGCUCUUGAUUGAUCUCAAUAAAGCUGGGGUUUUAGCACAGUUAGCACUGAGUUCAAGAAGCCAAGAGGAAGUACGGGCAAAUAUUGCGCGUGGUAUGUCUCUUCUUGGACCAUCAAUCACUCUUGAUACUUUGGUAGAAAUUUUGCUGAUAGGCAUCGGAUCAUUAUCUGGUGUUAAACGCUUAGAGGUUCUCUGCAGUUUUGCCUGUCUUGGAGUCGUUGUUAAUUACAUCGUAUUCAUGACAUUCUACCCCGCUUGUCUAGCAUUGAUUCUCGACCUAUCUCGAGGCAACCAUGGAAUGGGAACACUCAAUGCUGACAAGUUAUUGAUGCUUCAUUCACUGAAUGAAGAAGACCAGAAACCAAAUCCCGUAGUUGAGCGUGUAAAGUUAAUCAUGAUUGCCGGGCUCUUCGUCGUCCAUGCACACAGUCGUUGGCCAUUCAAACAUGGAGAUGGUGAUGAUACAGUAGAGGGAACGGCCUCACCCAUAAACUCCCACAUAAUAAUAAACAAUCACAAUAAAUCGAAAACCCCAGAGGACUUGAAAGAGCACUUGAUGAAUUGGUUGUCCGUGAGUGCUGAUAAUAUAGUCAUUCUCAUUCUUCUCCUCGCUCUUGCGUUAAAGUUCAUUUUCAUCGAGGACAAAGGUGAUAUUGCUAAACAACUGAGAACCAAGAAGGAGCAGCACGAGGAAAGUCCUCCACAGGAAGACACGUCGAUGGAGAUAUUGCAGGCACCAUCUCUCGAUAUAUCCAUUAGGCAAAGAUUCGGUCUCAACAUGCCUAUCAUUCCCGGGCCCGUAUUUCCCUUAUCCGGAAUGGGAGAUAAUUGGAUGGCUGUUGGAGAUGAUGCUCCAGUAGAAGUUGAGGAUAAAGAGGUUCAGACUGAUGGCAAACUACUGACUAGUGAUGAGACUGCCGAUGGAAGUAAAGAAGAGAAGGAGCCUAGGAGCAUUGAGGAGUGCCGAGAAAUCUAUCGCUCUGAGUUGGGAGCUGAGGCUCUAACUGACACCGAGGUAAUUCAGCUCGUAAAAAGUAAAGAUAUUCCAGCCUAUCAGCUGGAGAAGGCAGUGGGUGACAUGGAGCGAGGUGUAGGCAUUCGUCGUCUCCUGGUAAUUGAAUCAGCAAAAUUCACCGAUGAAUUGAAUCACCUACCCUACAAGAGCUAUGACUACACGAAAGUCUUGGGUUCUUGCUGUGAGAAUGUAAUCGGCUACGUACCAGUUCCCGUAGGAAUAGCUGGACCAUUAUUAGUAGAUGGGGAGCUCAUUCAAGUUCCAAUGGCAACAACGGAGGGCUGUUUAGUGGCCUCAACAAAUCGAGGUAGUAGAGCACUGAUCAAGUGUGGUGUAACCAGUCGAGUUGUGGCUGAUGGAAUGACAAGAGGUCCAGUCGUUAGAUUUCCAAAUAUCGUGCGUGCGAGUGAGGCGAUGGUUUGGAUGCAAGAUACAACAAAUUUUGCAGAGAUGAAAAGAUGUUUCGAUGAAACAAGUCGAUUUGCACGAUUAACGAGGAUACACAUUAGAAUUGCUGGUAGACAUUUGUUCAUAAGAUUUGUCGCUAAAACUGGUGAUGCUAUGGGAAUGAAUAUGCUGUCAAAAGGAACAGAGAAAUCACUGCAGUGUGUCCAGCGAUCAUUCACUGACAUGGAGAUACUUUCACUUAGCGGUAAUUUUUGCACUGAUAAAAAGCCCGCUGCUGUCAACUGGAUUGAAGGCAGGGGCAAGAGUGUUGUCUGCGAAGCUAUUGUACCCGCCGAUGUUGUCACAUCUGUUCUGAAGACCUCUGUACAUGCUCUUGUUGAUGUUAAUAUUAAUAAAAAUUUGAUUGGUUCAGCUGUUGCCGGUAGUGUUGGUGGGUUCAAUGCACAUGCUGCCAAUAUUGUUACUGCUAUUUAUAUAGCGACCGGCCAGGAUCCUGCCCAAAAUGUCGGAAGCAGCAAUUGUAUGACGUUGAUGGAACCCUGGGGUGAAGACGGCAAUGAUCUGUAUAUUUCCUGCACUAUGCCUAGCAUUGAGAUUGGGACUAUUGGGGGUGGUACUGGAUUACCUGCUCAGAGUGCUUGUUUGUCCAUGCUCGGGGUGCUGGGAGCUCACGAGAGUGAUCCUGGAGAAAAUUCUAGCAAACUUGCGAGAAUUGUUUGUGCCACUGUUCUUGCCGGGGAAUUGUCACUCAUGGCUGCACUCACUGCCGGUCAUCUAGUCAAAAGUCAUCUCAGACACAAUAGAUCGUCAACAACAAUGUGCAAUUCCGUAAGAUUAACGAGAAGUGAACGCCCACGCGUAACUGUGCCAAAAACUCUAACAGAGCUUCAAUCAAUUCGCACUGAUAAAAGCGAUCACUUCUAGCAUUAAUGAUCGUACAAUGGUGUGCUAUACGUUCUUUUCAUAAAUAGUUUCAUUGUUAUCUUGUAAGUUGUGAAUAAUACAUGGAAAAUGCUAAUGAAUUAUUUUUUAACGAGAAUUAUGGGACUGUCUUAUUUAAAAUUCAAUCGAUGAAUUUCAACGUAUGUUAUUCAUUAGUCUAUUGCCCAUUCUUGUGUUAGACAUUUAUACUAACAGUACUAUUUUUGGUGUCAUCAUCGAAUUUAAUUUUUCACAGAAGAUGUACAUGGGAAUUGUAGGAGGGAAGGGAGAAAUAGAAAGAAAAUUGUUAAAUACCAAAAAUGCUGUGACGAGAGGAAAGGAAAUGGAUUAAGAAAACUGAGAAUAAAAGAAUCAAGAGAGAUAGAUUAA
Diachasmimorpha longicaudata is the source of this 3584-nucleotide messenger RNA. It is a transcript of the gene Hmgcr, whose product is annotated as HMG Coenzyme A reductase. Gene Ontology annotation, cellular component: peroxisomal membrane; endoplasmic reticulum membrane. NCBI's taxonomy places the organism in Eukaryota, Metazoa, Arthropoda, Insecta, Hymenoptera, Braconidae. Gene Ontology annotation, molecular function: NADP binding; hydroxymethylglutaryl-CoA reductase (NADPH) activity; protein binding. The transcript has 9 exons. The coding region runs from base 447 to 3197 and encodes 916 amino acids. The record is from RefSeq and is a predicted model, not a curated record. Gene Ontology annotation, biological process: sterol biosynthetic process; isoprenoid biosynthetic process; coenzyme A metabolic process.